This is a messenger RNA of Melanotaenia boesemani (Boeseman's rainbowfish), 1195 nucleotides long. RefSeq names its product NOP protein chaperone 1 (gene nopchap1). The record is from RefSeq and is a predicted model, not a curated record. Gene Ontology annotation, biological process: box C/D snoRNP assembly. Gene Ontology annotation, molecular function: box C/D methylation guide snoRNP complex binding. The transcript has 4 exons. Lineage: Eukaryota; Metazoa; Chordata; Actinopteri; Atheriniformes; Melanotaeniidae. Bases 61 to 525 code for a protein of 154 amino acids.
CCGGAUGUGGAAGUCAUCAGUAACACAUGUCGAAGAAAAUAAAGUCCUACUUUUCAUGAAAUGGACUUAAAUGCAAAGAAAACGAGUUCACGGGCUUUACUGACGUGCGGAAAUGGCGGAGGUCUCAGUGAGAAACUUCUCCUCAAGCCAAAGGCUGGCACAUCCCUGCAGACAGAGAGAGUCCCAAGAAGCAGCGUGCUGGAGCGGCUGCAGAACUUUCUUCCUCAGAUGGCCGAAGCUAACAAGAAGCUGAAGCAGCAGAUGGAAGAUGCUCCUGCUGGAUGCUUUGACAUAGAGAAUGUGGAAGAGACAGAAAGGGUCAUACACAUGGAUGUAGCACUGGUUGAGCUCGACGGGUCAGACAGCGAUUCUGAAGGCAGCGAGGAUACAUCAGACUCUGAUGAGUCAUCGGACUCUGAAAACGAUGAUGACGAGAUCACAGAGCAGACCCUCAAACUGCCUGGACAUGAAGGCAGGAAGAAGAAGGUCAACAUCCAGGUUGUGGAAGAGCAGCGGGAUGAGUGAAGAGUGAGCUGGACAGACUCGGCCAAGUUUCGUCUUCACUUGAGGCGCUAUUUGAAAAACUGCCUUUGGGGAUUUUUUGUAUUCUCCUGAAGGGUAACAGAAAGCUCCUGCGUGGAGACUUGCAGACUUUUCUCAUCCCUAUGGGAAAGACUUUGAAAUAUUUUUUUUUGUUUAUCUACAUAAAAGAGCAAAACAUAUACUGUAAUAUUUUGAUAUUGUCUGCACAGUACUAGUAUGUGUUGAGGUGAAUUACUGUGGAUCAGCUUGUUUUUUCCACUGAUUUCAUUAGUUUUUUUUAACAUAUUUUUCUAUCAGUUUAGGCAUGAGGAACGGAAUUAAGAAGGAAGAUGUGAAAUCAAAGCCUCACUUUGUUUCUUGUUUACUGCAUUAAUAAUUAAUUCAUAAAUGUUAGUUUCACCCUCAAAUUGUUUUAAUCAUUCAGUCAAGAAGACUUUGUGUACAGUAUCUUUAAUACAAACUUAAAGUAGAACAAGGUGCUUCGUAAUAAAAAAACACCCUCACAAUGAAAAGAAUUAUUAAAAGCUUAACUCCAACUUUAUUGAUACACCUUCUUGAUACCAGGCUGGAGCCCUUUUUGCCUUCUGAACUGCAUUAAUUUUUCAUGAGAUAGGUUGAUCAAGGUGUUGGAAACAUUCCUCAGAGAUUUUGC